Messenger RNA from Pangasianodon hypophthalmus (striped catfish), 2033 nucleotides. RefSeq names its product coiled-coil domain containing 97 (gene ccdc97). The record is from RefSeq and is a predicted model, not a curated record. NCBI's taxonomy places the organism in Eukaryota, Metazoa, Chordata, Actinopteri, Siluriformes, Pangasiidae. Bases 421 to 1401 code for a protein of 326 amino acids. The transcript is spliced from 8 exons.
GGAAUGCACUACAUAGGGAGUGGAAGCUAUUAGGUUAUACUCAAUGUAGUGCACUUCAUAUAGGGAGUGAUUAGGCAUUGGGGAUAGAGCCAGAGAAGUUUCUCAGUGCUAAACAGUGAGGGAGUUAUUUUCAAUUUUCGUACCAGCAAACGCGUGAUGCUGUUUUCCAGAAAUGGCUAGCACGCUUAGUUAAGCACCUGCACGGAGUCUGCGGUGUACAUGCAUGUAAACAGUCCUGGUUUGUCCCUUACGAAAGCAUUCACUCAGUCCUGCUACCUGAACACAUUCAAUCUGUGAAGACACGUUGCUACGACGUAUCCAGGAGUGUCACUCAUUGACACUGCUAUGACAAUGACAGUGUAAUCUGGUUAGCUUGGCUAACAGUAUCUACUAGUGAAACGUUUACGCUCGGGACCAGAAAUGUGGGGUGAAAUCGAAUCAUGCAUCAAACCUGCCAGUCCUGCACCCUAUGAGCCAGAUAGUGGUGGAACAGAGGAUGAGGACAAGAUGGACCAGUGUGCCAGUGAGCCCUCAAACCCCACUGCCCAUAUUCAGGAUAAAGGUUCCAGCCUUCUGGAUGGCAUGUUAUCAGCUAUAGUGGACAGUGGGAGUCCAGUAAAGAGCCAGCAGCUGGGAGAACCUGAUCUUACUAUGGAGGAGAAAAAGCAGUUAUUGUUGGAACAGUAUAAUACCAAGCCGGUAGUCUUUCUUGAGCGUUAUCACACUCAUUUGAAACCGAAGCAUUUGGAGGCCUUCUCACAUGUGAGCAGUGACUGUAGAACACAGUAUUACUGUACGGAAGUUCAGAAACGGGCGUCGAGUUCAGCCAACAAGACGAGGGUGCGCAACCAUCGCUACGCAGCUCUUCGUGCACUUCAGAAGGAGGGCCAGUACUUCAGCGAGGAGCAGAUGCGUUUUCGAGAGCCUCUUCUGUAUGAGCAGUACAUCGGUCAGUACCUGAGUGAGGAAGAAAUCCUGCAGCGUGCUGAAGAAGCUAUGCAGAAGGGCCCGAUAGGUCUGUCUGACCUGCUCAUCAACUCUUACCAGGAGAAGGAGCUCCAGAAACGCCUGCAGGAGGAACAGGGCAGAGAGAACUGUGCAGAGCAGGAGGAAGAGGAGGAUGACGAGGAGCCUCCACAGGCGGAAUGGGAACCGACAGCAGAAGAGAAAGCCAUGCUGAGAGAGGAGUUUCUGAGUCAAAUGCACCAACGCUUCUUAGAGGGCAAAGAUGAAGACUUUAACUACAGUGAAGUGGAUGAGAACCCAGAUUACGAUAACCUGGACAUUUUAACUCGCGAUGCUGAAGAAAGGUACUUUGAUGAAGAUGAGGAAGAAGAAGAAGAGGAGGAGGAAAAUGAAGAGGAAGAGGAGGAAAAUGAGGGUGACAGCAAUAUGGUGUAAAAGUUUUUGAACAGUUUCUUAAGUCACUGCAGUGUUUGGGGGGGGGAUAUCAUUUUUCUUCUUCAAAUCCAUUCUAGAUUUCAAGCAUUUAUUUUUCUAAGAAAGUCAAUCACAUGUAGCGUGCCUCUUCUUAAUACAUUAUUGCAUCCUCUGAUAAGUGUAGAGUGUACAGGUGAUACAAGUUUAUUUUUCAUGUAAAUACAAUUAACCAUUUCUGAAUGCCAUUUUUCUUUAAGAGGCAUUCCACUUUAAAACACAUUUACUGUCAUAAAUCCCCCAGUUUGUAAUUUUUCAAAGCACUCUGUUGCUUAUGAGAUGAAAUGACGUAUGCUUCAUGGGUUGUUGUUAGCAAAAAGGGGCUACGUCUGGGCUGGAGACUAAAAACUAAUGACAGCCAUUGCCAUGUGGAUGUUGUCAAUCUGUUUUUCUAAAGUAUCUUUAAAAUUCAGUGAUUGCAGAGCUACUUUAAAUUGAGCAUCUUUGCUUAACCACUGGAAGUCUGUAAUUUAACUUGACUCUAUAUUGAAGUGAAUUUGUAAUUGAGUCCAAAGAUUAGCAUAUUCUGUAAGGCUAUGUUAAUAACUUUUUUUUUUUAAUAAUAAAGCUUUACAUGUAAAUAAAUGCAAGUCUAA